Aspergillus luchuensis is the source of this 783-nucleotide messenger RNA. RefSeq lists its product as uncharacterized. The transcript has 3 exons. Lineage: Eukaryota; Fungi; Ascomycota; Eurotiomycetes; Eurotiales; Aspergillaceae. Bases 1 to 783 code for a protein of 260 amino acids. The record is from RefSeq and is a predicted model, not a curated record.
AUGUCCGCUGAUAUUGGACAAUACCCAGGAUCUUUGUUCCUAAAUUACAGUCUAGAGAAGAGGAAACUCCGAAUUCUGAUAUUUUGGUUCCUGGUAUUCAUGGACUCAGUCGCCCUUCCCAUCGGGCUCUACUAUCUUCUGACCCGAUGCACGACUUUGUCCACCACGACCAUUUUUAAUAUCCUAACCCUGACUCUGUUCGGCACUUUUGUUACGGAAACAUUACAGAGAUCGUGGAGUCUGUGGCGAAAGGAAUCCAAGGUUCGCGUUCGCAACGCAGGCCGCUACUAUUUCGAUUUCACCCACUGGAAUAUCCUCGUCUCCUGGGUCAUUAUUAUUGCCGAACUCGUUCUGGGAACCAUCCCCGACCCCCCCUGGAUACGCAUGCUGGCUAUGCCUGUGCCUUCGCUCUUCUUUACUUUUGCUAUCGAGAUGUUAAUCUUCGAGUUCAUGCACGUUUUGAAGAUGCCUGUCCCAUUCCGCAUCUCCUCUAUCGCGAAAGGCGACCCAAUGCGGCCCGCUCUCUAUCCACUCAUCGAAGACAUAAUCGCGGUCGAUGGAAAUGGGGGAACAGAAUUCCGGGACCGUUUAGAUCAACGCUACAAUGCGAGUCCUCCAUUCCGUAACAUGCUACAUCGAUUGACGAUACUGUGGAUGGUUCCUCAAAUGCUGGUGGCCGGGGGAACGUUAGCUGGGAUCGUGAUUGCUGACCAUGAGCUGGCUUACACGGUACGUAAUCGUCCUCCGAAGUUGAUUGUGAGACAUGAGGCUGAGGUUAUGUGA